Molecule: messenger RNA, 2762 nt
Organism: Plectropomus leopardus (leopard coralgrouper)
Lineage: Eukaryota; Metazoa; Chordata; Actinopteri; Perciformes; Serranidae
Gene: snf8
Product: SNF8 subunit of ESCRT-II
Biological process (GO): protein transport to vacuole involved in ubiquitin-dependent protein catabolic process via the multivesicular body sorting pathway
Cellular component (GO): ESCRT II complex
Source: RefSeq, a predicted model, not a curated record
CACUUCCGUGUAAUCAAAAUGGAAACAGUGCUAAAGUAGCUUUAAAAUAGCAUCAAUCUUGUUAUUUUUCCGGACUUUUGUGCAUUUUCCAGCACUUUUUGAGUUCACUUUAAUAGCAGGCUGCUCGUGUGAAAGCUAACGUUGUCGAAGAAGUUCGUAUUUAGGGGAAAAUUUCCAACUAAAGUGACCAAAACAAGAAAUAUCCUCGAAGCUAACAUUAGCUCAGUUUAACCUAAGCUAAACACAACCUUAAAAUCAGCUUGCCUUACACUUUUCUGCGAUAAAAUCGGUCAAAUUAUUCAUUAUCUAUUUAAAGUUUGGACCGGACGACAGCAGGAUGCAUCGGAGAGGAGUCGGUGCGGGAGCUAUCGCCAAAAAGAAGCUCGCAGAGGCCAAAUAUAAAGAAAGAGGAACUGUUCUUGCAGAGGACCAAAUUGUCCAGAUGUCGAAGCAGUUGGAGACCUUCAAGUCCAACCUGGAGGAGUUUGCCAGCAAACAUAAACAAGAAAUCCGAAAGAAUCCUCAGUUCAGGGUUCAGUUUCAGGAGAUGUGCGCCACCAUCGGAGUCGACCCACUCGCCUCUGGAAAAGGUUUUUGGUCUGAGAUGCUCGGCGUCGGUGACUUCUAUUAUGAGCUCGGUGUACAGAUUAUCGAAGUGUGUCUGGCCCUGAAACACAGAAAUGGAGGGCUCAUUACUUUGGAUGAACUCCAUCAGAGAGUGCUGAAGGGAAGAGGUAAAUACGCUCAGGAUGUGAGCCAAGACGACUUGAUGAGAGCCAUAAAGAAACUGAAGGUGAUGGGUAACGGUUUCGGGAUGAUUCCUGUCGGCGGUUCUUACCUGGUGCAGUCGGUCCCAGCAGAGCUCAACAUGGACCACACUGUCGUCCUGCAGCUGGCUGAGAAAAAGGGCUUCGUCACAGUGAGCGAGAUCAAGGACAGCCUGAAGUGGGAGAAGGAGCGGGCUUGUCACGUCCUGGAUCACCUGCUGAAGGAGGGCUUGGCCUGGUUGGACUCUCAGGCAGCUGGCGAGGCUCAGUACUGGCUGCCCGCUCUCUUCUCUGAGCUCACCUCCCGUGACGUCACGCCAGAGGAGGCCAAUCAGAUGACGCCUUAGGACCUCCAGCUGGCGACAGCAUUAGAGACAUGUUGGUAAACAAAAUGUGCCAAAAAAGGUUUGGAGGGCUCAUGUGACGGCGUUGGCUGGGCAAACUCCCUCUGAGAUCAUUUUGUGGACACGAGGAGGGACAACCGUCCUCAGCGGCUUCUGUGCAGCGAGUGCACGCGCGUUAUCGACACCACGCUGCGUAUGAGCGUCGUGUUGCAGGUGUCACGGUUUAUGGAUGGUUAUGGGUCGACGUACACAAGAACUGAUAAAAUGUUCAUGUAUAAAUAAUAACUUUUAAAAGAAUCCAUCAGCAUUGAGAUUUUUAUUAUAUCAGCAGGAGCAUUUAAAUGCACGUACAUUCAUUUGAUUUCAUCAUUUACAUAAAUUGUCACGUCGCUCGUCCACAUUUUAUUCCUUCACACACACUUUAAAAUCAGCGGAAAUUAAGAGUUAAAUAAACACUUACAGCAGAUCAUCAACUUCAUCUGAAUGAAAAAUUACACUGUGGAUAUAGAAUUGUAGUUAGUACAUUCAAUUUUAAAUGUAAUGUGCAAAAUAUUUUAAAUUCAUCUACUUAAAGGAGCAUUAUUUGGUUUAAGCAUGUUUUAGACUUUUUACUACAAAUCACACGUUCCUCCCUGCUGUUUAUGUUCCAAAGCAUACGGCAAGUUUUUAUUUUUACAUAAUUGUCAGUAAUUUUAGUGCAUAUGAAAAUCAGUCGUCAGUUUCUUUUUUUUUAGUUUUCUGAUGACAGUUAGUACUUUUACAGUAUUGAUUGAAAGGAAUCCAAAUUAGAUGAUACCAAUAGCUGAUAUCGAAUGUCGGGUUGCAUUCAUGAUCUUAUUUCUUUUUUUGGUGAUAAUUCCUGAUUUAAAAAUCUGCACAUCGAGAUGACUAAAGAAGAAAGAAACAGAGUCCGCAGACUAGACUGUUCUGCCAUAAAUAUUUAUUUAAUAUGCCAAAUGUAUCUUUCAACAUGAAACACGGCCUUUUUCAAAUCUGAAAGUUAGAUGAUCGACUGCAAAUGCUGACGUUUCUUCAGUGAAAUACAUAGAAAACAAUGAACAUAUUAUCAUUAUCUUGUUCAUUUGUCAAGUAUAUAUGUGUUCUCUUCUGAUCUGUGUGACAUAAAUGCAAGAGAAUUUCAGUAAAUUUCACCAUUUAUUCUGAGAUUUUCCCACAAAACAACAAGAAAAAACGAUUCAUGGUAUCCUACUUUCUAUGUUUUUGAAACAUUUAUUUAUAUUAGGGCCUCAUUUUUAUAUUACUGCAUUCCAUGAAUUUUAAAAAAUUUAAGGAGCUGCAGAAACUCUGAUAAAAAGGACAAAUUAAUAUUUGAAUUCAACAGCAAACUUUAUUGUUUAGAAUAUGUCUGCUGGUUUACAACAGGCAACAUUUAAUAUUUUUGUACUUCAAUACAGAAACACUGAAUGUACAAAAAGUAUUCAAACGAUGCUCAGUUGCGUGAUUGUUGACUUUUAAAUAAUGCAUUAACGUGUAGUGAUGAGAAACUGUUUGACCAAAAUAAACAAGAACACGAUGUUCACUGCGAUGGGUUAAAUUACUUAGCCGGCUUUACGUCUCUGCCAGCUGAUUCUUUCUGCAUGAUGGACACUAACAGCUGGAAAAAAAAGGCUAAAACUCUUGCGUAUGCUUU